This is a messenger RNA of Erigeron canadensis, 725 nucleotides long. RefSeq names its product probable histone H2A.3. The transcript has 2 exons. Bases 58 to 459 code for a protein of 133 amino acids. Gene Ontology annotation, cellular component: nucleosome. The record is from RefSeq and is a predicted model, not a curated record. Gene Ontology annotation, molecular function: structural constituent of chromatin; DNA binding; protein heterodimerization activity. Lineage: Eukaryota; Viridiplantae; Streptophyta; Magnoliopsida; Asterales; Asteraceae.
CUUCUCUCUCUCUCUCAUUUUACACAAAUAUCUGUAUCUUAUAUAUAUAUCAUCAGUAUGUCAGGACGCGGGAAGACUUUGGGAUCUAAAGUUGCAAAAAAGGCGACAUCGCGAAGCAGCAAGGCCGGACUUCAGUUUCCGGUGGGUCGUAUUGCUCGGUUUCUGAAAGCCGGCAAGUAUGCUGAACGUGUUGGUGCCGGUGCUCCGGUGUACCUUGCCGCUGUCCUUGAAUACCUUGCCGCCGAAGUACUUGAGUUGGCGGGAAAUGCAGCAAGAGAUAACAAAAAGACAAGAAUAGUGCCAAGGCAUAUUCAGUUGGCUGUAAGGAAUGAUGAAGAACUGAGCAAGCUUCUUGGUGACGUCACCAUUGCCAACGGUGGUGUCAUGCCCAACAUUCAUAACCUUUUGCUUCCGAAGAAGGCCGCUGGGUCAUCCAAGCCAACCGCUGAUGAUGAUUAGAGAGUUAGCGAUUCGGUGAAUUGUGUCGGGUUGGUGUUGCAGAUUAGUGAUUAUUAAUAUGGGGGUAAUGAAACUGUUGUUGUAGGGAAAUGUUAGUGUUAUAGUUAGUUAAUAUGUUGAUAGUUAAUAUGUUGAAACUGUUGUUAGUAUUUUCUAAGAUUGUGAAAAAAAUGUUGCAUUGCUUUCCAUGUAUCUUUUGUUUGUUGAUAUCUGUAACAUUCUCAUUACAGAAUCCCAGUGAUCACAAUAUUAUUUGUUGUCAAAAA